AUGGCUGAUGCAUUUGUAGCUGAUCUAGCCAGCGGACUGGUUCGCAAGCUUAUUUCACUUGCUACUGAAAAAGUUAUUCAGGCCUGGAAUCUUUCUGAAGAUCUGUUGACACUGCGCGAAAGGCUGGAAUCUAUCGAUGCUCUCCUGUCCGAUACUUAUACCAAGAAACUAGAUAUGUCUUCUGUCCAAACCUGGUUCAGCAAACUCAAAGCUGUGGCACAUGUGGCUGAUGUUUUUAUGGAUCAACUUGCUUAUGAAAUUAUUCGACAAAAGGUGGAAAAUCAUCACAGGGUAAGGGACUUCUUUGUUCCUUCUAAAAACAACAUAUUAAAUCGUUUUAAGGUGGCUAAUAAGAUCAAGACUAUUCAUAAAUCCUUUGACAAGAUUUCUACGGUGUACUUCAAUUCUAUACAAGCACUGUAUGCACAGGCUUGUGUACUCGGUGUCGUGUUACCCAGCCUAAAGCAACUGAGAGUGUUGGUUUUGAACUCACAUUAUAAAGAGUUGCCAAGUUCAAUGGGGAAUAUGAAAUUCCUUAAACAUCUUGAUAUCUCAAGUUCUGUCGGAUUCAAGAGCUAUAAAUUGCCAAAUUACAUCACGAAACUCUAUAACUUGCAAACUUUGAGAAUUUGGGCUCUAAAUGAGCUUCCAGAGAAGGUCUGCAACCUUAUUAACUUGAGGCAUCUUGUUGUUCAGAAGAAAUAUGCAGAAGAGUUAUCCACAAGAUACAUGUUUAUUGGGAUACAAAGAUUGACUUGUCUUCAAACACUUCCUCAUUUUGUUGUCAGUAGAAAACGAAAUUGUCUCCUUAGCCAAUCGGAAGGGCUUAAAAAUCUUGGUGGUACACUUGAUCUCUAUGGUCUUAGUGAUGUGUCAAAUAUGGAAGAAACAAGUAAAGCAAAGCUUUGUGAAAAAUCUAACAUUCAGUGUUUACCCUUAGACUGGAGCAACAACGAAGAUGAAAGGAAAGGUAAAGAAUACAACAACGAGGAUGUGAUUGAAGGAUUAAGACCUCACACAUAUUUGAAAGAACUGUCAGUUGUCUCCUUUAAGGGACGGAAAUUUGCAUCAUGGAUUACAAUGAUGAUGAACUUGGUGAAAAUCACAUUGAAAGAUUGUAACAAUUGUGAUGCAUUGCCACCAUUGAGUCACCUUCCUAAACUGAGGGAGAUUGUAAUAUUUGGAAUGCACAAUCUCAAAGUUAUCGGGAGAGAUUUCUGUGGAGGUCUAGCUAGCACUAGUAGUGGUUUGAGUUACAGGGGGUCUGUAAAAACAGUUGCAACGAUGUAUCCAUCAUUAACAACACUCGUUUCCACUGGCGAUGAAGACCAAAUAUCUCCACUGGCAAUGAAGACCAAAAUAUGGUGCCAGUAUUUCCAAAACUUGAGGGAGUUGGUUAUCACAAAUCUGGACAGUAGCAAGAUCCUAGAAACAAUGAGCAGGAAGAUUAGCUCUCUAGUGAAUCUACGGCUGAGGAGUAUCAGGGACAGAAAUGGAGGCUCUCCAUCAAAUGUGUACUAUCUAAUUGACGAGCUCUUGGAAACCAAUUCUUUGUCUUCGAAAACUUUGAACCUAGAUAACUGCCCGGGCUUGAAAUUUCUGACCAUUGGUAUAGUUCUUGAGGAACUAGAAGUGAGUGAUUGCCUUAAUCUAACUAGCAUUAAUGUAGUUGAAGGUGCCCUAAAAUAUCUUAUUAUUGUGAGAUGCCCCUCUCUUUCAGAAUUAGUAUCUGUCCCUAGUACAAGGUCAAGACUUGAAAAGAUGAUAUUAGGUCCCUUCUCGGAUGAACUAAACGAAUUUCCCUGGCCCUCCUUCUCAUCUGUAAUUUUGUUUCCUAAACUGACCUCACUGACCCUGUACGGUUGGAAGAAGGUAAGGUCAAUACUUCUGAAUGGGGAGCUCGAUGAUCGUCUCUCCUCUAUGUUCCCUGCAUUGACUCUGUUGUACAUAAAUGAUUUCGAAGGAGUGAAGCUCUUCCAGAAUCACUGGCAAACCUUCCAUCUCUUGAGCGGUUACGUAUUUGGAAUUGUAAUAAUUUGA
Molecule: messenger RNA, 2040 nt
Organism: Daucus carota subsp. sativus
Lineage: Eukaryota; Viridiplantae; Streptophyta; Magnoliopsida; Apiales; Apiaceae
Product: putative disease resistance protein RGA4
Exons: 2
Coding region: 1-2040 (679 amino acids)
Source: RefSeq, a predicted model, not a curated record